UUAAACCUUGUGUGCAGAUCUGCCCAAGGCACCUAGAAUUUGUUUGCGGGUACGACCAGGAUAGUUUGCAGUACGCCAUAGCCUCCAGCCUCUGUUCGCUCCAGAAGCACAAUGCUUGCACCAAUGCAGGUACGACCAGGAUACUUUGCAGUACGCCAUAGCCUCCAGCCUCUGUUCGCUCCAGAAGCACAAUGCUUGCACCAAUGCAGGUACGACCAGAAUACUUUGCAGUACGCUAUAGCCUCCAGCCUCUGUUCGCUCCAGAAGCACAAUGCUUGCACCAAUGCAGGUACGACCAGGAUACUUUGCAGUACGCCAUAGCCUCUAGCCUGUGUUCGCUCCAGAAGCACAAUGCUUGCACCAAUGCAGAUACGACCAGGAUACUUUGCAGUACGCCAUAGCCUCCAGCCUCUGUUCGCUCCAGAAGCACAAUGCUUGCACCAAUGCAGGUACGACCAGGAUACUUUGCAGUACGCCAUAGCCUCCAGCCUGUGUUCGCUCCAGAAGCACAAUGCUUGCACCAAUGCAGGUACGACCAGGAUACUUUGCAGUACGCCAUAGCCUCCAGCCUCUGUUCGCUCCAGAAGCACAAUGCUUGCACCAAUGCAGGUACGACCAGAAUACUUUGCAGUACGCCAUAGCCUCCAGCCUCUGUUCGCUCCAGAAGCACAAUGCUUGCACCAAUGCAGGUACGACCAGAAUACUUUGCAGUACGCCAUAGCCUCCAGCCUCUGUUCGCUCCAGAAGCAGAAUGCUUGCACCAAUGCAGAUUAUAAAAUGGUUCCUAUUGAAAAAUGUUUGGCGUACCUGAAGGUUUCUCCAGAAGUUCAGAGACCACCACAUAAUUCGCCGCUACCAGUUAUGGUGUUUCUUGAUUAAAAUAAUGGUAUUGUCAUAUUUUUUUAUUGCUACACCAUAUUUAGUUCAUGCAAAAUAAAUUAUGCAGUCGAUUAAGAAACUUCUGUAAACAUAAAAUAGUUAUAACUUCAUACACAUAAUUAAUGUUCAUUGAAUUUAGACAGUAAUCAGUAAAGUAGGUCCUUUAUUAAGGAAAAGUGUAAGGUAAAUUAAAAUAACACAUAUAGAUCAUAGUUAUGAAAGAAAAAUAGAAGAAUUUUAACGAGGUGUCUCAACAUUUUGAGCCAGGUUCUCAUAGCUUCAAUUACUUAUAAUUGAGGGAUAUUGGGUUUAACGAUGUACUCGUAUCUGGUGGGGUGUGCAUUCACCUUGUUCACCACAAUAGCAUUUAAUGACUAGUUGUCUGGAAUGAAUUUUCAAUAAAUACCCGACAGUACCCGUGGUGAAAGCUCUAUUGAGUUGUGUAACCGACUAUACUCUGGUGUCUUCACAAUGGCUAACCACUGACCAUUCAAUACCACCGGACCAAUUUGAGUUAAUAAAUCACUCUUCCAUUCUCUGUUUUGGUAUUGUUUCAUUUUGUAUCCAUGUAUCGCAAACGCAAUAUUGUAACCGCAUCAAGGGUAUGUAGACCAGUAUUUUUUCUUUUAGGUAUAGUUUUUUUUAUGGAGAAUUUAACUUCAAAGUACAUGGGAAACGCACGUUUUCGAAAGUUUGAAAUAUAUAAUUUUCCAUUGGUUCAUUGCUCUGUGAUAUGUAAAAAGUUACAAGCAAAAGUACGCACGCAUACAAAGAAUAAUAUAACAUAUCUGAAUAGAUAAUGUUUGUAACUGAUAAAUUGCACAGUCUAAAUUAGUAAUCAAUAUUUUGCAUAUCCAUGCAGUACGGGGAACUGAUUUUAUUAGUAAAACGGGUCUUUUUAUUUAAUUACACUGAUUUCAUGAGUUAAAAUAGAUAGCUAUUUAUAUUUAAAAAUACAUAUUGGUAUACUUAAGCAUUUUAAUUUACGAGUUCAUGUUUGAAGCUAAGUAAAAUAAAAAUGGAAGCAUUUAUGGUGGUAUAAAUUCAUUUAUUCACAAGUACUGAGUGAGUUUGAAUUAUAUAUUUCAAACUUCCGAAAACGUAUGUUUCCCAUGUUCUUUGAAGUUAAAUUCUCCAUAAGAAAAACUGUACCUACAAAGUAAAAAUACCGGCCUACAUAUAUAAAGUCACUAAAAUAUACCACGGUAUAAAAUUUUGUAACUUUUACGAAAGUCUUGUUGGAUAAUCUUAGACACGUAGUUAUAUUUCAUGAGGUAUUUUAGAAUGAUAUAUUUUAAGGCGUUAAAUAUAGAACAAAUAUUUUUUUAAUAACCUAGACCAACUACAGAAUGGCAUCGGGUUCGUCAAUCGGUCGAUACCAGUACCUGAGUGCUUUGGAUUAACGUUAAACUGUAUGUAUCCUAGUUAAAUUGGACAAUGGGGGUAUUAAUUAUCUCCCAUUUCUAAGAAUCAUUCACCCCUAGAUAGUAAUGCAAUAAUACACGUGGCACACACACUCAUUCUAUACAUAUUAAUCUCAUAUUCACAUAUACGUCACUCCGCGUACAAAUACAAUAUUCUUAUGAAUAACAUAAUCAAGUGUGCAAAUAUGUUGAAUAUUGCAUUACUUACUGUGUAAAAUAGGUUCAAUUCCAAUUAGGUAACUAGUGAACGUACUGUGUUAACUAUGAACAUUAAAUUACUUCUGAUAGGGAGAAAGGCUUGCCGCAUUUCUCCGCUCGAUCAGACCAAUAAGAGCACCAAAUCAGAUUUACAGAGAAACCCGGAAGCUCUCGUUAGUAGGAGUCAGGGGAAAUAUAAUCAACGACUUCCGCUUUGGCCGGAAGUAAAUAAUUCUUCUUUGGGAAUCUUUAUUCUGAAAUGAGUUCAAGGUGUAUUGAAUAUGUUAUACUUGAGGAUUGUCCUAGCCUUGUAUGGUAGUUUGUAUAGAAACUUAUUAAAAUAACACUACUGUGUAAUAAUUAAAA
Messenger RNA from Homalodisca vitripennis (glassy-winged sharpshooter), 2867 nucleotides. RefSeq lists its product as uncharacterized. Gene Ontology annotation, molecular function: protein binding. The coding region runs from base 592 to 879 and encodes 95 amino acids. NCBI's taxonomy places the organism in Eukaryota, Metazoa, Arthropoda, Insecta, Hemiptera, Cicadellidae. The transcript is spliced from 3 exons. The record is from RefSeq and is a predicted model, not a curated record.